Messenger RNA from Prunus avium (sweet cherry), 972 nucleotides. RefSeq lists its product as uncharacterized. The record is from RefSeq and is a predicted model, not a curated record. NCBI's taxonomy places the organism in Eukaryota, Viridiplantae, Streptophyta, Magnoliopsida, Rosales, Rosaceae.
AUGGCAGAGCGCUACGCACUUUGGGACGACGAUCGUAUUGCGGCAAAAAAAGCCGGCAAGCAAGCUGAUCACCCGACAAAGCAGAUCCUGGCACAAGUGAAGAACAAGCCGUGGGUGAGAAGACCACCACCUAUGAGGGGAGAUCCCUCUAUGAGGGACACCAAUAAAUACUGUGCAUUCCAAGGGGAACACGGUCAUUACACAAACAACUGCAACACCUGGAAAAGGCAUCUUGAGGAGCUGGUCAGAGACGGCCAUUGCACAGAAUUCGUUGCAAAGAAGGCCAUCCAGCAGAUCGAGGAUCGUGAUGCAGUUGCCAAAGAACCUCCCCAAAAGGUCAUACGGAUCAACACCAUUCUAGCUGACUCCCAGGAGUCCGGGCUGACCACCAAGGAGCGUAAGAGAAAGAUCGUGCAGACGACUUAUGUCUCCCAAGUCACAACGGGCGUACCAGUCAUUGCAGAUACACCCAUCAUCGGCUUUCAGAAGAAGGACUUGAUCGGGCUUGAUCUGCCGCACAAUGACGCCCUAGUAAUCUGCAUCCAAAUUGAACAAGCUGUGAUCGAGCGAGUUCACGUCGACGAGGGCAGCGCAGCCAAUAUCCUGCAACUAUCGGUUAUCCAACAGAUGGGAUUGGAGCCCAAGAUUAGCAAACUUGCUAGAUCACUCACUGGCUUCAAUGGGGCCACGUCAAUCACUGUUGGGACAAUUGACCUAGACGUCCACUCACCCCCAGUGGUCUGCUCGCAAACCUUCAUGGUCAUCGACGAGGUCUCUCCCUACAACGGGAUUUUGGGCCGACCAUGGAUCAGCAAGAUCGAAGCCAUCACAUCUGCUUUACACCAGAAGAUCCGUUACCCCAUCCCUGGGGGCGGGAUCGGGCAGAUCAACAAUGACCAAGCUAUGGCGAGGAGAUGCACAGCGCAAGGGCUCAAGAAGAGCAAGCAGGUGCAGUUCACACUAGUAAUGUAG